AUACGCUAUACCAGCAUCGUUCCGCCGGCGCCAUGUUCAAGUUUGAUUUCCAAAUAGAAGAAGAGGACGACCAAGCUCCCAUCAUACCAUCUGUCCAGCCCAAGCCUUCAAUUGCCCCCUCAAAGUCGUCUAAACCUCAGGACACUAGAUCGGACAGCAGCACCCUCAAUGAACUGAUUGCGACCCUUCCCGAAGCUAUCUCCUACUCGCCUUUGAACCUCCGGGUCUUGACCACCUCUUUGCUUCGACGAGACCUCUUCGAUGCCAGAUUUCAGCUCUUGACCAAGGACUCUGAACGAUCUGAAGAGAAAGAGGACGCAACGCCCGAAGGGGAAGAGGAAGAGGACUAUGUUGAUGCCAAGACGGAUCUUAUUCCUGGUUUCUAUGAGGGAGGUCUUAAGACGUGGGAAGGGGGCGUCGACCUUGUUGAGACUAUCGCCGAAUCCCUCAGCCCUGUCAAAGAAGAAAGAGAUCAGGAAGUGGGAGAAUGGGUACGGGGUGGAAAAGUGCUAGAGGUUGGCUGUGGCACUGCUCUCCCGACAGCCUUCUUGCUUCGCUCGCUCCUCUCCUUACCGCCCACAGAGACGCCGACGCGGACUGUUUUCCAUCUCCAAGAUUACAACUCCUUGGUUCUUUCUCUGGUCACCCUUCCGAACCUCAUCCUUGCUGCCCUUCCUUACCUCCCACCUGAUGUCCUGCGCCUGCCUCAAGAAGGCGACGAACCCAUCGAGACUGUUGUCCCGGAUAUGGAGCUUCCUGGAAAUCUCAGCCUCAACGAAGACUUGAUUGCUGCCUUCAAAAGUCUUCUCGAAGAACGUGGGAUAGAUGUGAAAUUCAGCCAUGGGCACUGGGAGGGGUUGAGCAAGGAGCUCGAGCAGCAGGAUGAAAAGUAUGGUUUGGUCUUGACGGCGGAGACUAUCUACUCGCCCGAGAGCACUCCAGCCCUCAUUGGAGUGUUGAGAGAAGCUAUUGGAAAGCAAGCAGGGAAUGUUGAACACAAGCAGGUGCAGCUCGAGAGCGGUCUGGGUAGCCUAAGCGUCCAGGAGGCAUGGGCUACCGCACCCCUAGCCGAAAUCACAAGGGGUCACGCUCUGGUCGCCGCAAAGGUGCUCUACUUUGGCGUCGGGGGCGAUCUUCAGACGUUCGUUGAGACGGUCGAGAAGGAUGGCGCGCAGACUUCGACAGUCAAGCACUGGUCCCAGGGGGUCGGGCGCAAGGUUGUACAGGUUGGCUGGUGAUGAAAGACGGCGGCUAUGCAUGUAUACAGACAUUGCUUCCGAAUGCAAACCGGAAGCAGAUGCAUGCGGACUUUGCGGGCGUUAAUUGACGCGUCGGUAAUUGAAUGAUCGUCUCAGGAACGGUGUGACUUGCAGGGCAGAGGUUUGAGCGCACGGACAGAGAUACACAGCGUGCACAUGCUGCCACAGGGACGGGGACGGUGACGGUAGCUGCUGACGAG
Cryptococcus amylolentus CBS 6039 is the source of this 1459-nucleotide messenger RNA. RefSeq lists its product as hypothetical. The transcript has 5 exons. Gene Ontology annotation, biological process: peptidyl-histidine methylation, to form tele-methylhistidine. Bases 33 to 1238 code for a protein of 401 amino acids. Gene Ontology annotation, molecular function: protein-L-histidine N-tele-methyltransferase activity. The record is from RefSeq and is a predicted model, not a curated record. NCBI's taxonomy places the organism in Eukaryota, Fungi, Basidiomycota, Tremellomycetes, Tremellales, Cryptococcaceae.